Molecule: messenger RNA, 663 nt
Organism: Helobdella robusta
Lineage: Eukaryota; Metazoa; Annelida; Clitellata; Rhynchobdellida; Glossiphoniidae
Exons: 2
Coding region: 1-663 (220 amino acids)
Biological process (GO): protein phosphorylation
Cellular component (GO): nucleus; EKC/KEOPS complex; cytosol
Molecular function (GO): ATP binding; protein serine/threonine kinase activity
Source: RefSeq, a predicted model, not a curated record
AUGUUGUUGGUGAAACAAGGUGCUGAGGCAAAGAUUUUCAAAGUCAUGUUUUACGACAAGGAAGCUCUGGUUAAAAUUCGAUCUCGUAAAAGCUACAGACAUUCUGUCCUGGAUUGUUCACUGAAUAAUAAACGAACCAAAGCUGAAAUAAGAUGUUCAUUGAAAUGUAAAAUGAUAGGCAUAAGAACUCCCGCAAUUUACUUUGUUGAUUUCUUGAACAACAAAAUAUACAUGGAAUAUAUAAAGGACAGCAUCACAGUGAAGCAAUUCAUCAGUGAGAACAAUGUUGAAGGUGCUGAUGAUUUUGAACAGUCCAAUUUGUACAAUGUGGCACGUAACAUUGGACAUAUAAUCGCCACAAUGCAUAAUGAUGAUAUUGUUCAUGGGGAUUUAACAACUUCAAAUUUUCUCGUUGACACAUCUAACAACCAGAUUGCAGUGAUUGAUUUUGGGUUAGGUUCGACAGUCAGUACUUUGGAAGACAAAGCCGUUGAUCUGUACGUUCUGGAGCGUGCCAUAUUGAGUUCACAUCCAAAGUCCGUUAAGUUUAUUGAAGAAAUAAUGAAAUCGUACAAAAGUAACAUAAGUGCCUCGAUCGUUGGAGUUUUAAAAAAACUUGAAGAGGUACGACAAAGAGGUAGAAAAAGGUCUAUGGCUGGCUGA